Paramecium tetraurelia is the source of this 1497-nucleotide messenger RNA. RefSeq lists its product as uncharacterized. The record is from RefSeq and is a predicted model, not a curated record. Lineage: Eukaryota; Ciliophora; Oligohymenophorea; Peniculida; Parameciidae. The transcript is spliced from 2 exons.
AUGGGUGAUAUUUAGUCAUUAAAAGUAGCCUUUAUUGAAUUCAUAGAAAAAUUACUGCCGUCGAUCUCAGAUCCAAUGUCAAUCACUUAAUAAAAAUGCUAAUUGCUCAUUAAACUUCUUAAAGAUCAAGGUAAGACAAUUUCGGAUGUUUGUUUAUAUAUUUAAAAUCUCAAGAUAGUACAUUUGAAACCUUCUAAUCAGAAUGUUUAGGAUGAGGACAAAGUGAAAUCUCCAACCAAAAUUAAAUAACUCGAUCAUGAGCUUUUCUAACCCGAAUCCUAUUUUAAGCUAAGUAAGAAAUUCUUCUAUAAAAAACUAGAUCUUCCAAAUAAGGAUUUAAUAAUAAAGAAAUCCAGUCUCAAGAAUAUUGAAUUAAGAGAAAAAAAUAAUAAUGCUGAACAAAAUGAAAGACAAGCAGAAGACAGCUCGACACCUCUUAAAUUUGGGAUUGAUAAAUUGAAAAAAACGCCAAAAAUGACUUCGACCUUUAAUAUGUUCUUCCAAUAAGUCAAAGGGUUUUCAAUAGUUUCCAAAGAAUAUAUUAUUGAUAAUUUACAACAAUCAAUGAAAGAAUUCACGAGACACACUAAGAUUAUGGGAUGCAUAGAACAAAGGACCUUUGAGGUCAAUAGUGGCGAAAUCUCUGAAGUUGAUAAAAAGCUACAUCAUCAAAACUACAAUUUUACAAGUUACUCUAAAUAAGUUGAAAGAUAAAAAUCUUUUAAAAAAAUGAGCAUAUUUGAACAAAAAAAAGUCCCAGAAUCAAGUGUUCAAAAUUAAAACAAUCAAUAAUUAUAACCUUCAUAAUAAAUACCAUCAAUUCCUAAUGGAUCCUCUAAUUAAAAAGAGUAAGAUUCUACGAAUAUUGAAUCUCAUUCAGGAUAGGUUGCUCGCACAUAUUUACCUUCUAAACCAUCACUAUAUUCCUAUCGGGCUUAAUAACGAAGGGCUGAAUAACAAGGGUCUUAAAAUUAGAGAAAUAUUUCUCAAUAAGAAUCAAAUAACGAAUAAUCUAGCAAUACAAAUUAAUAAAAUAAUGUAUUAGAAAAUUAAUAACACGAUACCAAACCCAAAGAUGUCCAACUCUCAUUAGAAUAAUCAUAAAAUUAAACCUCAGAAAUUAUCCAAAUAGGCACUUUUCCAUCUCCCAAAUAGUCAUCCAACUAAAAAUCUGAUUAUGACACAGGUUCAAUAGAUACUCAAAUAAAAUCUCUACCAGUUUCACCCAUGCUGACCAACACUAAGUUCACUAUUGAAUCUACUUAAUCUUAAAACCAUUCUCGAGAAUAGUCAAUAAAUGAAGAAGUUAAAGUUGAUCAAAAGUAUGAAGUUUCUUAAAGAAACACUUACACCAGAUUUAAUUACACUCAAUAAAGAUUAUAAUUAAUCAGAGGAAAUUUGAUUUAAAAUAAUUAUAGAGGGUCAAUUAAUAAUAAUGGGGAGGAUAAACCUACAGACAUUAAGAUAGAUAUGAAAUAAUUGGAUUAAAAUUUUUGA